Messenger RNA from Onychomys torridus (southern grasshopper mouse), 2610 nucleotides. It is a transcript of the gene Vipas39, whose product is annotated as VPS33B interacting protein, apical-basolateral polarity regulator, spe-39 homolog. Gene Ontology annotation, cellular component: cytoplasm. Bases 205 to 1680 code for a protein of 491 amino acids. NCBI's taxonomy places the organism in Eukaryota, Metazoa, Chordata, Mammalia, Rodentia, Cricetidae. Gene Ontology annotation, biological process: intracellular protein transport; vacuolar transport. The record is from RefSeq and is a predicted model, not a curated record. The transcript has 20 exons.
GGCCCUUCAGGAGAGCGUCAAGAUGACAGCGGCCAAGGAACUGCAACUUCCAGGAUGCUUUGCGGCUAUUCCUUUCACCUUCUUCAGCCCCGCUCGCCACUGUCCCCUUCGGCCCCUUCUCUAUGCCGCACAGCCUGUUUAGAAAGGCUGGUCCGGUGGCUGAGCCUGGCGCUGUCCUGAGAGGGAGGGCUCGGUGUGGAAGAGAUGAACCGGACAAAGGGUGACGAGGAGGAAUAUUGGAACAGCUCCAAGUUCAAGGCUUUCACUUUUGAUGAUGAAGAUGAUGAGCUGUCACAGUUAAAAGAGUCCAAACGAGCAGUGAACAGCCUUCGAGACUUCGUGGACGAUGAUGAUGACGAUGACCUGGAGCGAGUCAGCUGGACUGGAGAACCCGUGGGAAGUAUCUCAUGGUCCAUCAAAGAGACUGCUGGGAACAGCGGGUCAACCCCUGAAGGACGGGAGCAGCUAAAGGGCCGAAACACUUUCUACACACAACUACCCAAACCUACUUCUACCUACUCCCUGAGCAGCUUCUUUAAAGGCAGAACGAGACUUGGGAGCUUCCAGUCCCUUUCUGAUGCUCUGUCAGACACAGCUGCCAAAAGUUAUGCUCCGGAGCUGGGGAGGCCUAAAGGGGAGUACAGGGACUAUAGCAAUGACUGGAGUCCCAGUGACACAGUGCGACGCCUCCGCCGGGGCAAGGUCUGCUCACUAGAACGAUUCCGCUCCUUACAGGACAAGCUGCAGCUCCUAGAGGAAGCAGUAAGCAUGCAUGACGGAAACGUCAUCACUGCAGUUCUGAUCUUCCUGAAGAGGACCUUAAGCAAAGAGAUCCUCUUCCGAGAGUUGGAGGUACGCCAGGUCGCCCUGAGACAUCUCAUUCAUUUCCUUAAAGAAAUAGGGGACCAAAAGCUGCUUUUGGAUCUCUUCAGGUUCCUAGAUAGAACAGAAGAGCUGGCGCUAACCCAUUAUCGAGAGCAUUUAAACAUUCAGGACCCUGAAAAACGAAAAGAAUUUCUUAAGACUUGCAUUGGUUUGCCGUUUUCAGCAGAAGACUCUGCGCACAUACAAGACCACUACACGCUCCUGGAACGCCAGAUCAUCAUUGAGGUAAACGACCGACAUCUAGAGUCUGCGGGCCAGACUGAGGUCUUCCGAAAGCACCCCCGUAAAGCUUCCAUUGUCAACAUGCCACUGGUGACGACGCUCUUCUAUGCCUGCUUCUAUCACUACACAGAGUCCGAGGGGACCUUCAGCAGUCCCGUCAACCUGAAGAAGACAUUCAAGAUCCCAGAUAAACAAUAUGUGCUAACGGCCUUGGCUGCUCGUGCCAAGCUUCGAGCCUGGAAUGAUGUUGAUGCCCUCUUCACCACAAAGAACUGGCUGGGUCACACCAAGAAGAGAGCGCCCAUUGGCUUCCAUCGAGUCGUGGAAAUUUUGCACAAGAACAGUGCCCCUGUCCAGAUACUGCAGGACUAUGUCAAUCUGGUGGAAGAUGUGGACACAAAGCUGAACUUAGCCACUAAGCUCAAGUGCCAUGAUGUUGUUAUUGAUACCUGCCGCGACCUGAAGGACCGUCAGCAGUUGCUUGCCUACAGGAGCAAAGUUGAUAAAGGAUCUGUUGAGGAAGAGAAGAUCGAUGCCAUCCUCAGCAGUUCGCAAAUUCGAUGGAAGAACUGAGCGUUGUUCGCUGUCCUGAAACCUGCCUCACUUCUUACUUCUUUUCUGCCUGUGAAGAUAGAGGGUUCUUUUCUUGGGAGAGUCCCAGCAUCAGCCACAUGAACCUGCCACCCGCAGGCAGGGCCUGCUGCUUUGGGGACAGAAACCAGCAUCUGAGCCCAUGAACUUCAGGCUGGUGUGUCCAAGGGAUAUUAGCUAAAGGCCAGUACCUGAGGCUUUGACUCCCAGCAAAGAUGCUCUGCACCUGCUGCUGUGGAGAGGUGGGAGCCCAUCAGGUGUCUCGGUCAGAGAAGUGACUGCCCCGGAAGGACAUCUGAACUAAGAGCUACAGUGUCACAAGGCGGUCAAGACAAGCCCUCUUGGCCACUAUGACCCAGGACCCGGUGUUAGACAUUGACAUUUCUGCUCUAAAGGAAGUCAGAACUGAAUGGACUCUUCAAGAGCCGCAGGAAAGGAUACCAGUAUUGCUCAGGACCUGCUGGAAACCAGACUCAAAUUCUCAAGCACAGGGCCACCCAUCUUAUGACAGACGCUUCCUAGACGUGGUAUCUUCAGCCAGGAUCCAUCCGCUGUCCCUGUCGAGUUUUUGUUCAUAACUUAGGGUCCCGCUCUCCCUGCACACUGUGGGUGGUGCGCCAUCUGCUGAUCCUGUCCCUCCUCCGGUCUCAGAUACAGUCUUGGAGUUCAGACCCCCCCGUGCUGAAGCACUCUUUCAUGCAGACACCAUUUCACCAGAAGCAGCCACAAGUCUCAGCUGAGCUAAUGUGGCCCAACUUCACUCGACAUCUCAACAGAGGUUUUGUUCCCCACUCGGCCUGCUGGGGACCUCAGCAGUGUUAGAUUCUGCUCUGGGCCUCCCUGAACUGGAUUUCCCUGACAUGCCUACACUCCUAAUAAAACUGUUGCAAUCUUGGUGCCUUCUCUUCCCUA